Molecule: messenger RNA, 270 nt
Organism: Ostertagia ostertagi
Lineage: Eukaryota; Metazoa; Nematoda; Chromadorea; Rhabditida; Trichostrongylidae
Source: the annotation of a GenBank genome assembly
AUGUACGAGAAUCGAUUUGAAACAUUCGACAGGGUUCUGUCGCGAGCACGGAAAUUACGAUCGGUGCCGGCCUAUAAAGACGUUUAUAUUCGAAAAUCGAUGACCCAAGACGAACGCAAGAAAGAGAAAGAGUUGAGAGCGAAAGCGCGAGGUAUUCUCCGGCUUUGUCAACCUAGACGAUGUUUAUGCCAGAUUUCGUUGAACAUCAGUUUGGCUCCAUUCCUUGAUGCCGCAAAAGGGAAACGUUACUCUCCACAACAGGUCCCCUAG